GAAAUUAAAUGCAAAUGAUAAUGUAGCAGUAAAACUGAUUUAUUAAACCAAAAUACUGCAACAUUUUAAUUUACUUUUAUUAUGAAGGUAAUUUAAUUUGUUUAUUGUUUCAGGUGUUAAGAAAUGGAAUUAACUGUGUUAAAAUCUAAAUAUUGCAAAGUCCCUAAGGAUAAUUUCGAUAGUUUUUUAAACUAUCUACAAGCCUCGCUAAGGCGAGUACAAGAUCUGAAAAACUACAUAUUCGAAAAUUAUCCUUCUUUAAAUGAAGACUCCCUGGAAGAAUUUGAAUAUGAAUUUCUACGAAUUCCAAAUCUAGAUGUAAAUGAUGCGGAAGAUUUGUUUCUAGAAGUAUGGACAAUUUUCGAAAAGUAUAGAAAUAUUUUUGAAAGAAUGGAAGAACAAUGGCAAAAGGAUGAUAUCAGCUACUAUGAACGAUUGAAAUAUACUGUUCAAGAUAAUAAAAUACUCUUGGAACAUAUGUCUUCGUGGCUGGAGAAAACUCCCCAGCCUAUAGAUGUUGCUCCCGAAAACAUCUGGACUCUAAAUAAGUCUCAAGCGGUAGUACGAGACAUUAUUAUAAUUAAAACUUAUAUAAAAAGUUUAAAGCUCAUUUUCGACAGCUUAAAGAAACUCACAUGUGUGCAAUUUCGUGGAGAUGAUUUUACAUCUUCUACUAGCAUUUAAAAAUGGAUAUACCUUAUAGUAUAUAUAACAGCAAGUGUUUAAAAUAUAUAUAGUCUUAAAUAUAUCCAGUUCAGUCAUAACAUGUUCAUGUAAAACUUCAUUUGCAUUUUUAGAGCCUUUUUGUCUAAAAUAAAAUCUCCUUUGUUCCCAGUGAAUAAACUGAUUU
Molecule: messenger RNA, 850 nt
Organism: Stegodyphus dumicola
Lineage: Eukaryota; Metazoa; Arthropoda; Arachnida; Araneae; Eresidae
Source: RefSeq, a predicted model, not a curated record